Symphalangus syndactylus (siamang) is the source of this 5672-nucleotide messenger RNA. RefSeq names its product R3H domain and coiled-coil containing 1 like (gene R3HCC1L). The record is from RefSeq and is a predicted model, not a curated record. Lineage: Eukaryota; Metazoa; Chordata; Mammalia; Primates; Hylobatidae.
CCGCAUCCCCUCCUUCCGUACCCCAAGCUAGGAUUUUUAAUCCCCACUUCUCCUUUCACAGCCCGGGACAAGACUUCCAUUCCUUCGUUUUUUGCUGGUAUUUUUUUUCCUCAUGUGACGCGAGGGGCCGCCCCCUGCCUGGGGCGGAGGCUACUGGGAAGCUCCCGCCUUCCGACCCCUGCGGGCCCGCGGUUGAGAGGGACCCUCUCGGGGCUCGUGCGCGCUUUGGGCGCUCGCCCCAAAUGCUCCUGGUGGAAAAGACGUGCUUUUUCUAGGUUUCAACAGAGACGAAGUUUUGCUGUGUUGUCCAGGCUGGUGUUGAAAUCCUGAGCUCAAGUGGUCUGCCUGCCUCGGCUUCCCAAAGUGCUGGGAUUACAGGUGAGGCUGCUGUCAGAAAGGAACUUUUACACAGUUUGCCUUCAGAGACAGUCUAUCUGCAUGCUGUAGAGUUUUAUUACUUAGAAAAUAAAUGUUACUUAUAUGAUGGUUUUACUCAGCAUUUGGUGUGGUGGAUCUUACAUAAACCUUUAGAACUUACACUAGAGUGUUCAAGUCUUCUGAGACUCCAGAGUCACCUAAGUGGAGACGGGGUUUCACCGUGGUCUCGAUCUCCUGACCUCGUGAUCCGCCCGCCUCGGCCUUCCAAAGUGCUGGGAUUACAAGCGUCAGCCACCGUGCCCGGCCAUUUCUAAUAAAGAUUGUGGUGGUGCCAUGCAGCAAGAAGCAGAGAGAUGCAGAGUUCGAGCCAGAAGGCCUGACAUGGCACUUUAUGUACCUAAAGCUCGUAGGGGUGCAGUACUCCUUAAGACAGGUAGUGAAGAAGAAAGCUGUGGUUCACCUAACUCUGUGGUGAAAGAAAAGCAAAAAGAAAGUUCUCUCUCCCAAAAAGAAGUCUUUAGAGACAAACCGGAGGCUCGAAGACUGAGUAUCAAUCCUGAUAGAAAGGAGCAUAAUUGUAGAGAAGGAAAGAAAUCUUCAACAAAAUUAAGAAUGGACACAUGCCUUCAAAAAACAAAUAGAGUUUGUUCUAAGAGAGGAACCACUGAAUCCAAAGAAGUAUUAUCCCAAGGACAACAGCAGGGAGCCCCAAAUGCUGGGGUUAUAACUAAUGCACCUUUACAGAGACAUUUUAAACCAAAGAAGGUAGAGUGUUUGGAAGUUGAAACUACAGAUGUGACAGGACUUGAGAGGAUACUUCUUUCACAGGCCUGUUCAGAAAUCAGUGAGGCUCGAGUUCCAAGCAAACCAUUCCAAAAUGUGGAAUUCUGUGACUUCAGUAGGCAUGAACCUGAUGGGGAAACAUUUGAAGACAAAGAUUUGGAAAGCAGAAUUGAAACUGAUAGCAAGGUUUUGGAGAUACUAUAUGAGUUUCCUAGAGUUUUUAGUUCUGUCAUGAAACCUGAGAAUAUGAUUGUACCAAUAAAACUCAGCUCUGAUUCUGAAAUUGUACAACAAAGCACGCAAACAUCAGAUGGAAUAUUGGAGCCCAGCAGCAGAGGCAUCACCACUACUUCUGUUCCUGGAAGUCCAGAUGGUGUCUUUGAUCAAACUUGCAUAGAUUUUGAAGUUGAGAAUGUAGGUGGUAUAGCCAGUAGUACAGGUUUCAUCUUAGAUCAAAAAGAUACAAAUUCCAUUCCUGAAACUACGGGUCACAUCUCUGUGUCAGAGAGCACAAAUGACACUGUUAGUCCAGUAAUGAUUAGAGAAUGUGAGAAGAAUGACAGCACUGCUGAUGAGUUACAUAUAAAGCACGAACCUCCUGAUACAGCUGUCCUUGCCCAUGAAACACAUAGAGAUAAUGGAUUUAAGAAUGUAGGUGACAUUACCAAUAAAGCAUGUAUGAUGGACACUACAGGUAUGUCCUGUAGUGAUCAUGUAACUGUUGAUAGCCCUUAUGUAGUUGCAGUUAGAAUAGCUGAUGAGACCUCUAAUAAUACACGAAGUUUCUCAAAGUUUAUAGGAAUGAGUGCAGAUGCAACUCCUCUUCAUGUAGCUAAAAGUGGGAAUGACACUGAAAAUUUCAGCAACCUGACUGCUUGCUCAGAUAUUUAUGCUGAGAGUAUUUCAUCUCAUUUUACAGAGUCAACAGGAAAGUUGAUAGAGAGCUUGUCAGAUUGUGCUUCCUCCUUACCUAUAAAAAAGAUUGCUGGUAGUAAUUAUAACACUUUUUUGGACUCUGAACUCAGUAUGUUGAAUGGGAAAAAAGUUCUUUCAGACAGUGCCAUGGGCAUUGAUCUGGGUAGUACUGGUGAUACAACAGAAGCAUUGCACGAACUAAGAACUGCCGAAGAGUUCAAAACAAAAGAGCAAGAUGACUCAGAGAAUAUAGAAUUUGGUGUAUCUUUUCCUGAUAGGGAAUUAUUAUCUAUGGAAACAUCCAUCGAACCAAAAGCAACGGAAACUUCUCACACAGAGGGAAUUACUGCCACUGAGGAGAGCUGGGAGUCUAUGUUUAACGAUGAUGGUGACUGCCUGGAUCCACGUUUUCUACAAGAGUUAUCAGGGAAUAUGAAGAGCAGAGAGAGCAUCCAGGAACCUAGAUUUGAUUACUACAACCAUGAAGUUCCCGAUAUUGACCUCAGUGAUUGUGAAUUCCCACAUGUCAUUGAAAUUUAUGACUUUCCCCAAGAAUUUCGUACUGAAGACCUUCUACGGGUUUUCUGCAGUUAUCAAAAGAAAGGAUUUGAUAUUAAAUGGGUGGAUGAUACACAUGCCCUAGGAGUAUUCUCCAGUCCAAUUACAGCUCGUGAUGCGUUGGGUAUUAAACACACCAUGGUGAAGAUUCGUCCCUUGUCACAGGCCACAAGAGCAGCCAAGGCCAAAGCUAGAGCUUAUGCUGAGUUCCUCCAGCCAGCAAAGGAGCGUCCUGAGACUUCAGCAGUCCUAGCCAGAAGGUUAGUCAUCAGUGCCCUUGGGGUUCGAAGUAAGCAGAGCAAAACCGAACGAGAAGCAGAGCUCAAGAAACUGCAAGAAGCCAGAGGUGAGCUGAAAGGAUGGUGGUGUUCUUCUCUAGGCCCUUUAGAGCUCACUGUAAGGCAUGUGUUUAAAAAAAAAAAAAAAAAGAAUGAAGCCCAUUCCAUUUUUGUCAUUUCUGUUUCCUAGAAGCCUCCUAAGUGUAUAGAAAUUUUCAUGCCUUACGUCCAGGAAAAGACGUUUCAGGAUUUGUCUGCCUGUUUCACACACCAAGACAUUCUAAUCCACGCUCCUACUGUUGUUUUCCAAGAGAUAGGUUUGGUCUUCUCAGCUCAUCCAUGGCUUUUCCUACAGUUUUUCUCUGAGAAAAAUUUUCCUGUGAAAACAGGUAGUGUCCUAGGCAGAAAACAUUUGCUAUGGUUUUACUGGGCCACAAUUGCCAUGAUAUUGCCCUCAUGUUAUCAAAUGGUUUAGAUCUGAGGUAGAAGACAAAUUUAAGAAAAGCCAGCAACUGACAUUGAUGAUAACAACUGUAGGAGGUUUUUUUGUCUUUUUAAGACCGUCCCGAGUGGCUCCAUUAGAGUACAUCUAGAUUUACCUGUCUUCUGAUUAUUUUCCAGUAUCCAGGAGUUCUCAGAAAAAUAUUUCCCCUGAUCCACAAGCAGAGUUUUUCUUUCUUACAGUUUGGAGUUGAAGUUAAAAUCUCUCUCUCUCUCCUCUACAGGCUGUUGAAUUGUAUGUAAAGGCUUGGGACUCUGGUGUGGCGCUUAAGUACUUUUUAUCAACCUUCAGGCUUUAGACAGUCUCAUUGCCUUAGCCCACAAUCCCUGGAAUCUAUGAAGGCAAUUUAUUCUGAAAAUUCCACUUACCGAAAAGUAACUUCAUUUUUCCAUUAAACGAAUUGAAGUUUCAAACUCCUUGUUUAUUGCUGGUCUAACAAGGCCAUUAAUACUUCCUGUCCUCUCUGCUUUGGUGAUAGCAGGCAGCUUGUGGACUCUCAGCUGCACUGGCCAGAUAACCAGUGACAGAGUGUGUCAUGGCAGGUGCUAGAGUUUCAGAGUUGAACGCAACUAAUUUUUGAAACCUGAAUGAUUAUAAUGGGCAGUUUUGAUGUUUUCCGGUCAUUGUUUACUCAAAGGCCCUACAGACUAUAGAAACAUAACCAGAUUCCUUGGGUUUUUAUAGAUGGCAAUAACAGAACUAGAUUAAAGAUGAAUGUACAGUGUCCUUAACCCUUUGUUAAUUGGUUGUCUCUGAAGAAAAUGAUUUCUGUGUGAUAACAGUGGUAUCUAUAAAAGGGGAUAUGACUCCCUUUGCCAUGUUAUCAUGCUUCUUUGUGGGUGUAUAUCACCUAUAUCUCUACAGAUCCUGCAGCAGUGGUUUUGCGUGGACAUCAUCUUGAGUAUUCCCUUUUCUUUCUCUAGGCGUAUCAGCAUGUGGCUCCACAUGAAGUAUUUGUUUUAAAUGUCUGGCUAUACAAAGGACAUUUCAGUGAUGCAAUUAAAAAUGAUUCUGUUGACUAAGUGGGUACCCUAUUGCUUUUCUAAAGAAGGCCUUUAUUUGUGAAUAGAGACCCACCGUGAUAAGUUCCUCCUACCUAUUGGUGCUGAGGCUGUAUGGAUUAUGAGGACUCUUUAUUAUGCUCCAGCGUGCUACCAUUCUUUGUUAUCUGAGGAAAUGCAUCUGGAAAAUUUCCUGAUAUAUCUCUUUCUGGCAUCUUUCUGUGUUGGGCAGAUACUUAUAUGCUUGCCUGCAUGGAGCCCAGGCUUUAAAUAUUUUUUUUCGGUGGAAACUUUACUGUUUUAGGUAUUAGACUCUGGAAUCUCACUUCCUGGGUCCACAUCUUAGGUCUGCCAUUUACUGUCUGUGUGACCUUGAGAGGGUAGGUAAGUAACUUACUUACUUUCUGGGGGCCUCUGUUUUCUCAUCCUUAAACGGAACUCAAGCGAGUUAAUCCAUGAAGGAUAAUUAGUCAUCUUCAAAAAACCAUAGGGACUCUCUUGCUCCUGUUUCUAUAGGCCUAUAAUGAAUUAUAUGGUAAGUGUUAGCUGCUGCUGUUUUUGUUAGUAAUAAUAGAAAUAUUAUAUGGUGAAUCCAGCACAGAUUUCAGUGCAUAUUUUUGUCAUUACUGUUUUUAUUUUAAAAUUCCUGUAGUCAUCUGUUAGCUCCAUUUGGCAUUCACUGAGCACCUGCCCUGUGCAGAUCAUUGUGUUCCCUGUUUAGGAGAAUUAGAAAGAUGGCAAGAUUUUGUUCCUCUCCUUAAGCCUUACAGUCUAGUGGAGAUAAUCUGCCUUGAGUAGGGAAGAAAAUAUGUUCCUCUUUUAGGUAUUUUAAGCAGUUGUUUUUCCUCUCACUUCAGUUCUGAAGAUUUUAAGAUUAAAAACCAUAAAUGGUUUUUGUUGAUUAAAAGGACAGGAAGGAAACUCCAUCAUAACUUACAGGUUAUGAUGAUAUUGCAUUAUGAUAACUCUGUGACCAGUGAUACCAUCUUGAGUUUAGAGCUGACCCAGAGAAGUUAAGUAACUGGCCUAAGGUCACCCAGCUGGUAAACUGAAAGAGAAGGCAUCUGAAUCUAGGUACUGCUGAUUAAAACCCAUGCUUCUUUUGUAAUACUGUAAUCCCUCUUAAAGGACUUUUGGGGUUAUUGACAUUUUUUCCCAGAAAAAAAAUACUUACAUAAAACAUUUUUUAAAGUCUCCAGGAACAAAAUAUGACAAGCUUCUUUGUUAUCUGUACCAAUGGUUAGCAGCUUUUCUUUU